GCGGGCCAAGGGGCCGUCCCCGGAGCGACCCUCCCCCGCGGGCCCGCCCCUCCCCGCCGCGGCGCUGAAGGAGGGCGAGGCGGGGCCCCUCGGGUCAGUCUCAGCCUCCCGCGCCGGCCACGCAGCUGGAGGCCACGGAGUCGAAGGCUCAGCCAUGGCUGCAAUCCGAAAGAAGCUAGUGAUUGUGGGGGAUGGUGCCUGUGGGAAGACCUGCCUCCUCAUCGUCUUCAGCAAGGACCAGUUCCCAGAGGUCUACGUCCCUACCGUCUUUGAGAACUACAUUGCAGACAUUGAGGUGGACGGCAAACAGGUGGAGCUGGCUCUCUGGGACACAGCAGGGCAGGAAGACUACGACCGCCUGCGGCCUCUCUCCUACCCGGACACAGAUGUCAUCCUCAUGUGUUUCUCCAUUGACAGCCCUGACAGCCUAGAAAACAUUCCCGAGAAGUGGACCCCAGAGGUGAAGCAUUUCUGCCCCAAUGUGCCUAUCAUCUUAGUGGGGAAUAAGAAGGACCUGAGGCAAGAUGAGCAUACCAGGAGAGAGCUGGCCAAGAUGAAGCAGGAGCCAGUUCGAUCCGAGGAAGGCCGGGACAUGGCCAACCGGAUCAGUGCCUUUGGCUACCUCGAGUGCUCAGCCAAGACCAAGGAGGGAGUGCGGGAGGUAUUUGAAAUGGCCACUCGGGCUGGCCUCCAGGUCCGCAAGAACAAGCGCCGGAGGGGCUGCCCCAUCCUCUGAGGUCCCCAAGGCCUCCCCCACUUACUCCCAUCUCCUCUCAGGGGUGCAGAAACUACCCACCCCUCAGCCCAGCCCCACUCUCUUAGGACUCCGUGCUGAAGGCUCCCCUUUUCAGUUCCCUCCAGCCCAGGACUGCAUCGACUUUCCCCAGCCCCCAUGGUGGUGGUGGUAGGCCCUUCCUGCCCAGUCCUGUGGGAACCUAGGCCUGUGUCCUGCCCUUCCUGAGCAGAAUGUUGCCCCCCACCCCUCCUUAGUUGAGGGCCGGGGCUCUUGUUCUUUGGCCUUCCCCACAAGAUCUGUCACACACCAGCACUUUAUAUACUUCCGGCUCACAGGAGUGUCUGGGGUAGGGGACUUGGAGGAUACAACCCAGAGUCCCUAGCCCUGGUUUUUCUGCUUGGGGUAGGGGCCUUGUCUCUGACUGUACACGGUGGGGGUCUCAAAUAAAGGCAACCGGCUCCAUCA
This is a messenger RNA of Choloepus didactylus (southern two-toed sloth), 1201 nucleotides long. It is a transcript of the gene RHOC, whose product is annotated as ras homolog family member C. The transcript has 5 exons. Gene Ontology annotation, cellular component: neuron projection. Gene Ontology annotation, biological process: small GTPase-mediated signal transduction. Gene Ontology annotation, molecular function: GTP binding; GTPase activity. The record is from RefSeq and is a predicted model, not a curated record. NCBI's taxonomy places the organism in Eukaryota, Metazoa, Chordata, Mammalia, Pilosa, Megalonychidae. The coding region runs from base 155 to 736 and encodes 193 amino acids.